GUCGGUCCCUCGCGUUUCCCUGCGAGCGCUGGUGUGGGCAGGGGCCGGGGCGCGGCUCGGGCGGCCCCCCUCCAUCCUCCUUGACUUCCUUCUGAGCUCUGAGCCACAGGUUCCCGUGGCUCGCCUUGUGCUGCCCGAUUAUUGUAAUUGCAUCAUUAUUAUUACCAUUAUUAUUUUCGGUUUGCCCAGAAUUUUAUUGUGCUGGAUUUUUUCUGUUCGUCUGCAGUCUGUAUUGUUUCUCUCCGUGUCUUUUGCAGGGCGCAGUGCACAUGUGGCGAGAGCUCAGGGCGGGAGACUGGAGACUUGUGAUCCCCGCCCUGCACGCUUAUUAUAAUUCUCUGCCUCCUUUUGGGUACCUGUGACCUGCUCCGUGUUUUCCCCUCUGGGUCCCUGGGUGGUGCAAAGGGAGAGAGAGGUUGGAGGUUCGAGUCCACCUAAAGGCGCCUCGGAAGAAAGGUCUGGAGAUCUACUUCCCCUAAAGCAACCAUUGAAAACCCUAUGGAACAUGAGACUAUGUGGGCAGCUCCUGUCUGGGGAAGAGAUGAGAGGGCAGAGGGCUCAGAAGCUGGCCGAAUGGACACAAAAACAGAGAGUGAAGGGAAGAAGUGUGCUGUCUCAUUAAGGAGAGAGCAAUUAGGAGUAUAUAGCGAGGUGUAUGUAAGUUUUUGUAUGAGAGACUGACUUGGCUUGUAAACUUUCACUUAAAGCACAAUAAAAAUUUAAAAAAACAAAAUCCUGUGGCACACAGUUCUCUGACACACAUGGGGUCACCAUGAGUCAAAACUUGAUGAGACAGUAGCUGGUAUCUGGUUUCCCUAUCGGUUAACUGUGCUGUGGUGGUGGUGGAGGUUGUCAUCUGCUGCAGAGAUUAGUUGGGCAUUGCAGGGGAUUAAGGUCAGAUGUGAAAGUAUCUUAUUGUUGUAAACUUUUUGUUGCAAAGGGGCUGCUUUGUUCAGGAGACAUUUACUGAGCACAUUUAUAGUGCGGGGUUGUGGCAGUACCAAGAAAAUAGGUCCUGCUCUGCCUGCCAGGAGUUACAGACACUGGUCUGCAGCCCGGGAGCCUGGCGCUGUCACCCAGUGGGAGUGGUGAGAUGGACACUGUCAAUGUCUUUUGCAAAGGAAUGCCAAGUUCACAUUGCAUUUACAUUGUUAUUAUUUUAAAAGAGGGCUCUCUUUUUUCCUGUUCAAAGAAAACUAGGUGGAAGAGAAUCCAGGUGCCCUAGAGUCCUUGGCCUAGCUUGAGACUUCGUUAGUGAUCACAUGUCUGGGAUAGUAGGAAUUGGGGGGCAGAAAGGGUGCCUGCUUCCUGUUGGCUGUUCCCAGGACAGCAAAAUGAUUUUUGUGAAUAUAAGUUCUUCUCUGUUUCUUCUGAAAGGCUGGGCUAGCUUUUGUGUGAGUGUAGUAAGACCUACAGGAAGUGAAAGGCCUCUUGGCAAUGCAUCUGUCCCAGCAGGCACGGAUGUUCCUGGUAAUGUUGUCACACUCAGUGGAAAUCAGCUGAGCUCCCAGGCUCGUGUUUGAUGCCCGGGACCGCUGUGGAAGUCUUCGUGGAUGGUUGUUUACGCCUCUCCCGGCAGCCCGGCAGGCGUGGGCUGUGCAUGAUUCAGUGCUUGGCACACACGGCACUUAUUUGAGCGUGUGUGGAGGGAAUUCAUUUACUUUUGUUCAUUCAUGAACUGUUAGAGUGCCUGCUAUCGAUAGACACUGUUCUGGGUGUGGGAUUCACAGGAGAUAAGGUGGAAUAUUCCUUUCUGAAGGAGCCCUGGUGGUACAGCGGUUAAGUGCUCAGCUGGUAACUGAAAAAUUGGCAGUUCAAACCCACCCAGUAGCUCCAUAGGACAAAGACGUGGAAGUGUGCUCCCAUAAAGAUUACAACCGAUGGGGCAUUUCUUCCGUCACGUGGGGUCUCUGUGAGUCAUAAUUGACUCAACAGCAGCCAGCAACAACACAACAACAUCCCUCUCUGAUCGAGCUUACGUGUCUGCGCCGUCACCGAGAGACCAAACACAGGAGCUAGACCAAUUCUUCUCAAACCUGAGCAUGCCUCAGGAACCGCCUGGAGAACGUGUUCAAACUUAAAUUCCUGGGCUCGCUCCCAGAGCGUCUGAUUCAGAACGUUGGGGGAACUUUCUGGAAUUUGUGUUUCUAACAAGCUCCAGGGGUGCCGCUGCUGCUGGUCCAUGGCUGUGCUUUCUGCAGGGCGGAUGUAUUGUAUCUAGCAGGAGGGCCGCAGAGAAAGUAGAGUGACAGUGUGAUUGAGUGGGGAGCGAUUGAGAUUGGUGUCAGGGAAGGCGCUCUGAGGAGUGGGUCUCUGGGCCAGGACCUGCAUGCCGGGAAGGGGCAGAUCUGCUGGAAGAGCAGAGCCUGACAGGACAUGGCUGGUGGGUGUAAGGAGCCGAACAAAGGCCAGGGCUCGAGAGGGGUGGCGGUGGAGAGGAUGGUGGGUGACAAGGCCCGAGAAGUGUUGGGGACCAGACCACGCAGGGCUGGCCUUGUAGGUUGUGGUGGACUGCUGCUUUUUCCCAAGAGCAGUGGGAAGCUCCUGGAGGGUUUUGAGCAGAGUGACAUGAUUUGGUUUUUGUGUUUAUAAAGAUCAGUCUGCUCCCGGGGAGAGCGUGUAGCAGUGGGGCGAGGAUGGCAGCAGGGAAGCCAGUUGGGACUGCUACAUCGUACAGGAGAGUAGGAGGGGGCGCUGGACGAGGUGGCAGCAGGGAAGCUUGGAGAGACAUGGGUGGCUUUGGAAUCUUCUGGAUUUGCUGCUGGAUUGAAUUAACGGUCACUUCUUCCUCAGGGCCAUGGUUGAUGUUCGUUCUGUCGUGAAAGUGCUUUGCCACCGAUGCUUCAUCUUGCUGAAUGUGUCUCAUCCCUCCCCUUGGUCUGGGCUGUCCUGUGGAGGACCUUGUCUGCCUCUGUGUCGGCUCUGUCGUCCUGCUGCAGGCCUGACACGGAGCGGCUGUCGGGCGAUGAGAGAGAGGAUGGAAAGCUAGAAUGCCAAGGGCCCGGACUCCUAGGGCUGUCCAUGUGCAAAGUUGUUCUCAGGUUGUGAAAGUGCUCAGCUACUAACUGAAAGGUUGGCUGUUCAAAUCCUCCCAGAAGUGCCUUGGAAAAAAGGCCUGGUGAGCUACUUCCAAAAAAUCAGCCACUGAAAACCCUACGGAGCACGGUUCCACUCUGACACACAUGGGGUCACCGUGAAUAGGCGUCGACUCAAUAACUGAUUUUUUUUUUUUUUCCUUAACCCACUUGCCCAGGAGUGGGACCCAGGUUGUGUUCUGAAAAUCACCAACAACUGUCAGGGUUCGGAGUGCCUUUUUGUGGCUGACGUACCUCAGCAGGGAACAGCCCCAGAGCCCAGUGACGGUCUCCAGCCGUGCUGAGCGCGAUGGUGACUGCAGCAGUGGUUCUCUGCGUUAGGUUUUUAUGAUGCUCCGUGGCGAAGGUGGCUGGCCAGGUGGCUCCCCCUUCAGAGGCGUGCAUCACGUGAGCUGGCAGAGAUGCAACACGUCAGGUUCAUUAAGCAGGACUCUUGACUUCACUUUUUUUUUUUUCUUCUGUUUUAAGAGGAAGUGACAAUAAAGCAAUCUGAUAUCAGGUAUUUAUUUAUUUUAAGAAAAGGGUGUGGUAUUUCCUCAUCCGUUAAGUAGGGUUGGGAAGAGUCAGCCCAGUCUUCUAAACUGUGGGAUUGGCCUCAGUAUCUUCACCUAUCUCAAGCCCCUUUGCUGUUCCUGGCGGUGACUGAGUGCUAGGGUACAGAGAUCAGUCACCCUACUCCCCCGUGACAUGGGAGACGGUGUGACCCUGGGAGGGAGGCAGGGUAGGUGGCCAACAGGUUGCAGUCUCUACUCUGCUUGUCCCUAUCUGAGCCCCACUGUCCUCAUCUGUAAAAUAGGGAGACUCCCGCCCAUGGCAUCACGGGAGCUUUCAAGAAUGAAGUACAUGAACUGCCCACCCAGUGCCUGAUGCUUCCUAGUGUGUAAUUGCUGGUGGUUGUGUGCCCUUUGAGUUAACUCUGACUCAGAGCGACCCCACGUGUUAGCUACUGCUUUUAGUGAUAAACCCCAAACCAAACCAAGCCCCUUGCCAUGAAGUUGGCCUUGACUCAUAGCGACCCUGUAGGACAGAGCAGAAUGGCCCCGUAGGGUUUCUAAGGCCGUAAUCUCUACAGAAGCAGACUGCCACAUCUUUGUCCCGUUAGUUGGCGAUAAAAUCAGUCUGUCGUUACCUGCUCUGUGAGGGCGAGGGCGGGCUGUGUCAGUUGUAAGUAGGGCUGGGAUGGGAGGAGCGUGUGGAGUUGAGUCGGGGAAGGCUUCGACGUAAAGCUCUCUGCCUGCUCUGCGUGUGUCGAAACCAGUUCGCUUUCCUGAGCGCCCGCUGUGUGCCAGGCCCUGUGUCCUUGCACUGUAGCCCAGCAGCCCUGUGAAGGAGCUGCUGCCCCCCUGUUUUGUUAAACGGGGGCUGCCGAGGUGCCGGGAGAAUUUGCCAGAGUCCACGGCUCAGACACGUCAGGCUGCAAGUGAUCGAGCGUUCAGGGUUCAGGUGUGGAUGGAGCUCUGCCCAAGGCCGCCUUGUCAUUGGUUCUGGAUGGUGGUUUCCACGCUGGCUUGACUGUUUCUGUAGCGGGGGAGGCGGCCUUAGUGUAUUUCUUCCUUCCUUUUUUUUAAGCCAGAAAUAGCUACAUGUCUUUUCACUCAGCAUUUUACAUGUGCCCUGUCUCCCACAGAGGUAUUUAAAACUCUUUACGAGAGUGCGUUUCUCAGUCUUCUCUCCCCCGUGUUUAGCUUCUGCGAAGGCCUUAUAACAUCUCGGGGCAGUCACUGUUGAAGGUGAAGAGUUGUGUUCCCAGGCCUGACCUUGUGACUUGUCCAGCCCUCCCUUGUUCAGCGAAUGACCCUGGUGUGCCUCUCAUGUCACUGGGGCCGAGUGCUGGGGAGAAUGGGCUGGGCGAGGUAGGCUUGAGCUUUGAGGGUGAUGUCCCACUUUAAUCUAGAAGAAAUCACUGGAAUGAGAGGGACUCUGAUGGGUUGAGAGUCCUCAUCCUCACACGUUUUAUAGAGGGAGUAUAUGCACACAGAGAACUCAAGCAAGUGUUUACAGCAAUGACCAAAAAAAAAAAAAAAGCAGCUGCUGAGGCUGCUUAUGUAUAAUCAGAACCCUCCUGGGAUUUGGUUCCUUGGUUUGGAGGUUUAGGGUCAUGGUUUCGUGGACAUUCCAUGUGAUUUGCCUACUAACGUGUACAGUGCUCCUGUUCUACCGCCUAGUUCAUUGCGUAGUACCUGGGGUCUUAAAGGCUUGCAACUGGCCAUCCAAGGCGUGACAGUUGGCAUCUGCGCACCUGGAGCAGCAGGAAAAAGGGGAGUCAGGGAUAAGAAGAGGGACUGGAACGUGUGGGUAAAUGCCUCCAUGUACAGCUGCCCCCUUUGUCGUGAGACCACAGCUGGAUGGUGCCUGGCUAUCAUUACUGAACACUUUGAUCAGAGUCUAUGGAAGAAUCCUGAUCAAAGGGGCGGAAGUGCAGAACAGAAUUUCAGAUUCUUGUGGACUCCAGACUUCCUGGAGCCAAGGAGGCUGGAUGAACCCCUGAAACUAUUGUUCUGAGAUAAUCUUUAAAACUUACACCAGAAAUACUCCCUGGAGCCUUCUUAUACACCAAACAAUAGUGUGGCUUAAGUAGUAAAAAAAACAUCUGCCUUGAGCAUUAUACUCUUUUAAGAAGUAUCCACAUGGGAUCAAAGUGACAAUAACGUGGAAGGAUAGGAAGCUUAGGGGGCAAUGAGUUGAUGCUAACUGGGGAGGAACAGCUCAGAAAGGGAGGGUGAGAACGGUUGAUAACUGGAAGAGGGUGAUCCGUGUCACUGAAUGGUACCUGUAGAAACGGUUGGGUCAGUGUAUGUUCUGCUGUAUGUUUUCUCAACAACAACAAAAUUAAAAAAAAGCACAUGCGAGGUCGGAGGUUCUGAGCACCAGCAGAGAUGCUGGUGGGGCUGUAGACAGAGGGCUUAGUGGAGGGGAGCAGGCCCUUCAGCCAGCCUGUUAGUGCACCUCUGUGCAGUGCUGAUGAACUGAGCCCGUGUGAUUGACAGGAUGCUCUAGGCGGAGAGAACAGGAGGCCAAGGCUCGGGGGCGGGAAGGGCCCCCGCCUGUGAGUGGAGCUUCGCUGCAGGAAGGGGGCAUGAAAUGAAGGGGCAAGAUGACAGCUGGGGCCCCUAAGUUGCGUAAUGUUGUCACAAGAGAAUGUUCUGAGAGUUUCGGGUGUGCACUUGUUAAACGGAAGGCGGCAUCCACUGAACAUCCCGGUCACUCGCAGUUUUGGUGUAUUUGUAAAACGGCCAGAGUGUCUGAUUCUGUGCUGUGUACGCUUCAUCUGGGGAUUAAUUUUAUUUUAGGUAAGAAGCAGAGGCAAGAGUCAGUGAAGCUGAAGAGAAGUUGGGCGUUCCUGUUGGCUCCAUAAGUACUGAUGGAUUAUGGCAGGAAAAGUCAAGUGGGUCACUGAUAUCGAGAAGUCGGUGCUGAUAAAUAACUUCGAAAAGAGAGGAUGGAUCCAAGUGACAGAAAACGAGGAUUGGAAUUUUUACUGGAUGAGCGUGCAAACAAUCCGAAAUGUUUUUAGUGUCGAAACCGGGUAUCGGCUCUCAGAUGACCAAAUAGUCAACCACUUUCCGAACCACUAUGAGCUGACCCGGAAGGAUCUGAUGGUGAAGAACAUCAAAAGAUACAGAAAGGAGCUGGAGAAGGAAGGGAGCCCUCUGGCCGAGAAAGACGAAAAUGGAAAAUACCUUUAUCUGGACUUUGUCCCGGUCACCUACAUGCUGCCAGCCGACUACAACCUGUUUGUCGAGGAGUUCAGGAAAAGCCCCUCCAGCACCUGGAUCAUGAAGCCUUGCGGCAAAGCCCAAGGAAAAGGCAUCUUCCUCAUUAACAAGCUCUCGCAGAUCAAAAAGUGGUCCCGGGACAGCAAGACAUCCUCGUUUGUGUCCCAGUCUUCUAAAGAAGCCUACGUGAUCUCUCUCUAUAUCAGCAACCCGCUGCUAAUUGGCGGGAGGAAAUUUGACCUGCGCUUGUAUGUCCUGGUGUCCACGUACCGGCCCCUGCGCUGUUACAUGUACAAGCUUGGAUUUUGUCGAUUUUGCACAGUCAAAUACACCCCGAGCACCAGUGAGCUGGAUAACAUGUUUGUUCAUCUCACCAACGUGGCCAUUCAGAAACACGGAGACGACUACAAUCACAUCCACGGCGGCAAGUGGACCGUGAGCAACCUGCGGCUCUACCUGGAGAGCACCCGCGGCAAGGAGGUCACCAGCAAGCUGUUUGAUGAGAUCCACUGGAUCAUCGUGCAGUCCCUGAAGGCCGUGGCGCCGGUGAUGAACAAUGACAAGCACUGCUUCGAGUGCUACGGCUACGACAUCAUCAUCGACGACAGGCUGAAGCCCUGGCUGAUCGAGGUGAACGCCUCCCCAUCUCUCACCUCCAGCACUGCCAACGACCGAAUCCUGAAGUAUAACUUGAUUAACGACACUCUCAAUAUUGCUGUCCCUAAUGGAGAAAUUCCAGACUGCAAAUGGAACAAGUCACCCCCGAAAGAAGUCCUUGGCAAUUAUGAAAUUUUGUACGACGAGGAGCUGGCCCAGGGGGAUGGGGCUGACCGGGAGCUGAGAAGCCGUCCGGGCCAGUCUCUGGGGCCCAAAGGCAGCCGGUCGAGGGACUCAGGGAGAACUGGCCUCACAACCUGGAAGUAAUGGCCAGCGAGCGAGAAGCAUCCAGACUCUGACUGGGCCUGUCAGGACUCGCUGCCUGCCUGGGCCUGGAGAAAGACUUACUUUGAAGAUUUCCUUUUUCUAUAGCUUUUCUCCUUUCCUAAGCACUGUAUCGAUAGCACUUUUUUUUUUUUUUGUAAUAAAGGCACUUGUCCAGAAGGCUGAGGAGUAGAUCUCGUCAGGGCUGAAAGCGCUAAUACACACGAACUGAUGAAAUUUGCUUGUUCAACAGAAAGUGACAGCUUUUGCCCGUGACUUAGUUUAUUCUAAGGUGUUCACAUUUUUAAAAACUUGCUCUAAAUUAAAAGCAAAUUAAAGACAAAAUCUUUGAGUAUCUUCAAGAGCGAUGUUGCUGCCAGAAAGCGAUGGAUUUAAUCCGACAGCUAUCCUGGUUCCAUUCCUUUUGUACUUGACUAUGGUUUUGAAGAAAAUAGGCAGCUAGACAUUUUCCUCAGUAAUCUGUCUUUCCAAAGACUUCCAGAAAGGACCUGUUUCUGUCACCUGUGCUUCGUAUAUGAGUCCGUCACGGGUUGAAACAUGAGCACGGUUUCCUCUGUGCGUCUGGCAGUGACGUCCAGCAUCCGGGUUCUCUGCAGGCUCCGAGGUAAGCAUGGUCGGCGGACGUCGGCGCGGAGACACUGCACGACGCACUGUGCUGACACGAGGCCAUCCUGGACACCAGCGCCUCCCAGAAAAACACGGAAUCUGAGUUGUAGGUCAGAGUGGUUGAUGCGUCCGCUAACCCUGGGGUGGCAGUGUUAGUACCGGCCUGCCUUGCGUUCACGUCCGACACUUGUUGACUGACGCUCUAGAUUCACUGCUUUGAACUUCUCUUUAAAACGCUCCCCUGAGUUUUUGUUACGACGUCCCUAACAGAAUUUUGUUCUCACAGCACUUCGCUGAGUGUGUUCUUCAGACAGAGGUCUUUACCUGCCCCUUGGUCCCGCUGUCUGUGCACCUAUGUGCGAACAUGUGUCACGUGUCCUUGUUACCUGUCGCCUGUGUGCGUGUGCACGCGAUGUAUCUUUAACGAUGUUUCACUGCCAGGGGAAAAGCCCUUUCAAAUGGAUGUGGUACGAUUUCAAGUGCAACGAGAAGCAUAAUACAAAUGGUAUUUAGCCAGAAUCCAAAUAAACUGCAGUGUCGGGGGAUUUGCCUGCUGUGUUCGCUUGAAACCUGAAGUUGUUUCAACUUCAUGAACUGGUUUGUAUGCGCGUUCCUUGGUGUUUAGAUUCAAUGUUUAAAAAAAAACUACAACCUUAAUAAUCAUGUCAGUCUCUGGGUUAGCCGGGUUUGGGUCCCGCCUCGGCCACUUACUAACUCUGUUGUCAAGGCUGACACGUCGGCUCUUGGGACCUUUGUUUCUUCGUGUAUAAAAUGGGCAUUAAUUAUAUUUGCCUGAGAACUAACAAGUGCCGAAGCAGACAGCCGGCUUGCCCGGCUCUCUCUUAUUCCACUCGGAGCUCCUUCCUGUCCCAAGACGGGGUGUAAUCUGUGGGGCGGGUGGCUCCACCCUCCCUCCUUGCCAGGGACAGCCAUCAGCGACCAUCUGGAGUCUCCUAAGCCCACAGUCGUGGAAGGCCUCCCUUCGCCACCCUUCCCCGUUCACCAGUCCUCACAGGCCAGCUUCUCCCCUGAGCUGCAUUGUUGCCUCUCUGUAGGUCUGGGGAGAGAGUGGAGCCUGUGGAGCGGAAGCUCGACCUGUGAGAACUGAGGGGCGCCCAGUCAUGUUGGACAAGCAGACUUGUUAGUUUGCUGGCGACUGGGUUGCUAGAGUCUCUGCUAAAUAGAUUUUGGUCACAUAGUGACCGUUACACGAGUAAUGUCAUGUUCUGGGACAGAUAUUUCCUCUCAGCACUUCCAGAACACACAUGGGCAAGGUGUGCGCAGCCUUCGGGGCGGCCUGGGAGGUGCUGGGUGGAAGCAGCACUGGCCUUGCUGUGACAAUUCUGUGCUCUCUUCAGGCCCCAUGGUUUUUUCCUCUUGACGGGUUGGGCUCCAAGGUCUGACGAUUGCAGCUUUGGAUAAUUUUCACAUGCAUCUAUAACCACUAUCCAUUCCUUAACAGGAGCUCUAAAAAAAAAGAACCAAACCAGCUGGCAUCGAAUCCAUUCCAACUCAUAGAGACCCUAUAAGACAGAGUAGAACUGCCCCAUGGGGUUUCCAAGGAGCGGCUGGUGGAUUAGAACUGCCGACCUUUUGUUUAGCAGCUGAGCUCUUAACCUCUGCACCACCAGGGCUGCAACGGGAGCUCAGUGCCCCCCAGUUCACGAUGAUUUAUUUUCCCGGUACCUGCCUGUUCCCACAGGGGCUGCUCCUGCUCAGUGAGGCGCUCAAGUAAGAACUGAGGGCAUCUCCCUAUGUGCUUGCCCCCCGCAGUGGUCCCCAAGCCUGAUGACUGUCUUCUCACUCUGUCUCGUGUUCUCCAGACCAGCCUUCAGACUUUGACGAGGCCCCCCCCACCCCAUCUCCCUCCUGGUUGUUGCUGGAGCCCCUGACCAGUCUCAGCCCAUCCAAUCGUGGCCCCACCCUUGGCCAACAGGAGUUUUCUAACCUGUGGGCACUCCGCCCCUACACAUGGUGGUUCUUCACCCACUUUACACGCCUCAGGUCCUUCGGAGAGUUCUAGAGGCCCUCUGGGCCUGGGCUGCAAACUGCCCUGCUCGCCAGCUCCCUCCAUUCCCCCUGCUCUGUACACAUGGUGUCUACCAGCCCCCCACUCACCUGACUCUGCCUGGGUCCUCCUUCCCCAGGAGACCGGCAAACCCACCCCCGCCAGGCCCCAGUUCCUGUUCUGCUUCCUUUUGCAGCAGCUGAGGUGCCACCUCCCAACCCCCUGCCCUUGUCUCCCUAGUACCAGGCCAUGAGGCCACCAGCCCGCUGUGGUCCAGGAGGUGAGUGUCCGCCGUAGGGACCCUGGCUGGCUCAUCUCUGAGCUCGGUGCUUGGGGCUGCUUAGUGACAGGGAACUUGUGCAGCAUAGGAAGACAAUAUAUUUUUAUGUCUUUUCUAACUUGUCCUGGCUGGAACCGUAUUGUACCUAAUAUGCUUUGAAGUUAAAAAUAGCAUCGUCAUACUUUUGUUCCCAGGGCGCUCAGUGUGCUCCUUGGGAGACAGUGUGUCUACACUGUCCAGCUCAUGCCUACUCCUCCCAUGGCUACCAGGUGUCUGUUAGCCAGGACACAGCCCUGAGGACUAUAGUGUCCCCUGUGGGAGCCUCGGGCUGCCCCUGUCUACCUCCUGGUCCUACUAUUUUUUCUUUUUCAGGUUUAGCUCACUGUUAAUAGUUGCAGUCGCGUCAACUCCGAUUCGUGACAAACUCGUGUGUCAGAAUAGAAUUGUGGUCUGUGGGGUUUUUUCCGUUGUCACUGUUGAGAGUAUACACAGCAAAACAGACACCAACCAGUUCAACCGUUGCUACGUGUAUAAUUUAGUGACGUUGAUUACAUUCUUCAAGUUGUGCAACCAUUCUCACCCUCCUUUUCUGAGUUGUUCCUUCUUCGUUAGCAUGAACUCCCUGCCCCCUAAGGUUCCCAUCUAAUCGUUCGGGUUGCUGUUGUCAGUUUGAGCCCAUAGAAAUGAUCAUUCCUAAAAGAGCACAGUGCUCGAGGCAGAUAUCCUUUACUAGUCAGGCUAAACUAGUGUUCAGUUGUAAGAUGACUUCAGGGUCCGUAGGGUUUUCAGUGGCUGCCUUUCUGGAGUAGAACACCAGGCCUGUCUUCGGAUGUGCCUCUGGGCGAACUUGAACCUCUGAGCAUAUUAACCAUUUGCACCCCCCAGGGACUCCUAACUCAUUUUGCUUUCCUUAGAUAAAAAUGCUUCGUGUCAGCCCCAGUCAGGGCUGUUCUCUGUGUGGAGCCUCGGGAUGGGUCUUGACAAGACAGUUGAUGAAUUCCUGGCAGGGACGCUUAGUGAGCAAAGUCUCCUUCCAGAAGUCAGGGUUGAGGAGGCCGUAGCAUGGAUGUGGCAUCAAAGGAGGCCUUGGCAGAGUUGCCUAUGGUGGUUGUGCAGCCCCCGGCCAAGGUCCCAGGCCCAAGUGCCGGCCAUCAGCAGCAGCUUCUUGGGCACAGGGGCCUGGGAUGCCAUACUCUGGGGAGCCCCAGGGUGCCAGUUCCCAGCUGCAGUGUCAGGACCGGGUGGGGUUUGCCACCCUUGUUCCUGGUAGCCCUGUUGCAGGGAGGCUGGGAGCUUGGCCUCAGGAUGGUGGGCCCAUGGAUGGCAGCAGCUACUUCUUUAGUGCACUUGAGCCCCAACCAGCAAGGUUGCGUAGUCCCUGGUGGCAAUGGGAGCUUUGAACAUGGCUCCCACCACUGGGCCCAGCCCUGCAUCAUCUUCGGAACCUCAGCCUUGAGGGAUGGCAGUAUCUGAGACCCCUUGGUGGGUGAGGAGAAGGGAGAACUCUCCAGAGAGUCAGUCUCCAUGUCCUUGACUGAUGGCCCCGCUUGGUGGCAGACACCCAAGCCUCAGCCUGACCAACCAUGCUCUGAAAGCUUCUGCGGUUCUGGGGCCUGGCCCAGGGUGUUACCCUCAUACCCAAGUGUCCUGCCCAGUUAGGUGCUUUGGAGAAAGCCGAGUUUUCCAAAGCAUAUUAGUAAUAUGAAUGCCGUCCAUAACUAUAACUGGUGAUAUAGGCUGUGGGUGGCUCCUUUGCCUGGCAGUGACAGUCGAGGCGAGGUGGGCCCGCAGCUGGUGCACGCCGACAUGCUGGGGUCCCUGGCCAUUCUCACUGCUGCCUCCCCACGCCUCUUUGUUGGAGUGUUUGGGUGGCAUGUGCUGUAGCGUCCCAAUUUCCGGUGGUGACUUCGUUCCCUAGGGCUGCCUGAACAAAGUACCAUGAAGUGGGUGGCUUAAAGCAACAGAAAUUUAUUCUCUCAGUCUGGAGGCUGUAAAGCUGAAGUCAAGGUGUCCCUGGGGCCCUGCUAUCUCUGAAGGC
Molecule: messenger RNA, 12685 nt
Organism: Loxodonta africana (African savanna elephant)
Lineage: Eukaryota; Metazoa; Chordata; Mammalia; Proboscidea; Elephantidae
Gene: TTLL1
Product: TTL family tubulin polyglutamylase complex subunit L1
Exons: 11
Coding region: 6464-7735 (423 amino acids)
Biological process (GO): microtubule cytoskeleton organization; protein polyglutamylation
Cellular component (GO): cilium
Molecular function (GO): tubulin binding; tubulin-glutamic acid ligase activity
Source: RefSeq, a predicted model, not a curated record